Eruca vesicaria subsp. sativa (arugula) is the source of this 860-nucleotide messenger RNA. Lineage: Eukaryota; Viridiplantae; Streptophyta; Magnoliopsida; Brassicales; Brassicaceae. The record is from the annotation of a GenBank genome assembly.
AAUAAAUCUCAUACCACAAUUCACACAUAUGGCAAAGCUCAUCCUCGUCAUCGCCUCCCAAAUCCUCCUUCUCGCAGCCCUUAUCUCAUCCGGUAACGGCGAUGACUUUGCAAAAGUCAUUGACCGGAAACUCCUAGGCCUCCGUAAAGAGAAACUAACUUUCUUCCGUGUCUACUGGCACGACAUUCAAAGCGGCUCAAACCCUACCUCGGUCAUGCUCAGACCUCCUCUCACCAACACAUCCUUCUUUGGAGCGGUCACAGUGAUCGAUAACAGACUAACCACCGAAGUGGCUAUAAACUCGACUUUGGUAGGCCAGGCACAAGGGAUGUACGCUGCUGUAGGGCAGCGUGAUUCGUCUGCGCUUAUGGUUAUGAACUUUGCGUUCAAGACAGGGAAGUAUAACGGAAGUACGAUCUCUAUACUUGGUCGUAACGAGGUGUUGACUAAGGUUAGGGAGAUGCCGGUAAUUGGAGGAAGUGGACUGUUCCGGUUCGCUAGAGGUUAUGUCGAGGCUAGGACCAUGUGGUUUGAUCCAAAGACAGGAGAUGCUACCGUUGAGUAUAGCUGUUACGUCAUGCACUACUAGCUAUUAGCUAGUAUAAUUGUGUUUUGCAUUUUGUUAUUGUGAUUUUCAUUACUUCAGUAACAUUUGCAAUUUAAAACUGUUGUUGUUUGGGGUUUGUUUUGUUGCAUGUGUCUGAUCGUUGAGAGGGGUUAACGUAAUUAAUUAUAUGUUUUUAUAUAUUGGUGGUUUGAUUUCAUCUACAAAAUAAAAUAAAAAAUAAAAAGUGAAUGUUUCUACAUGCAUGAAACAGACCACCAUACUUUAGGUCAAAACAAGUGGGCGCGAAGACUCA